Thermothelomyces thermophilus ATCC 42464 is the source of this 1254-nucleotide messenger RNA. RefSeq lists its product as uncharacterized. The record is from RefSeq and is a predicted model, not a curated record. The coding region runs from base 116 to 1159 and encodes 347 amino acids. NCBI's taxonomy places the organism in Eukaryota, Fungi, Ascomycota, Sordariomycetes, Sordariales, Chaetomiaceae. The transcript has 2 exons.
GCCCGGUGCCAUGUUCCCACAAUGGCCAGAUCUCGGCCAGGUGAGAAACCUGCUAAUUACCUAUCUGCCAUCAUACCAUCUCAACAGCGGUCGAUGACCAAGGGGGGAAAAAAAAAUGACCAAAAUCUUUGCUACCGGUGUCACCGGGUAUCUCGGCGGGGAUGCCGUUUAUGCGAUCCUGCAGGCACACCCGGAGUACGAGAUCUCAUGCCUGGUGCGAGACAAGGCGAAGGGUGCUCUCGUCUCGGAAGCCCAUCCAAGCCUCAGGAUCGUUUACGGAAGCCUGGACGAUGGCGACCUUCUAGAGGAGGAAGCCGCCAACACGGACAUUGUAUGCAAUUUUGCCCAUGCAACCCACGAGCCAUCGGUGCAGGCCCUGGCAAGAGGGCUGGCGCGGCGCACGCGGCCCGGGCCCGGCUUCUUGAUCCACACCAUGGGCAGCGGGACGGUGAUCUACGACGACGUCGUCAAAGGCCGGUACGGCCAGGGCAGCGACAAGGUCUUCAACGACCUAGAGGGACUGGCCGAAGUGCUUUCGGUGCCCGACUUUGCCAAGGCCCGCGGCGCCGAGAAUGCGGUACGACAAGUCGGCAUCCAGCUGCCCAACCAGGUCAAGACCGCCGUCGUCAGCACCGGCUCGGCUUACGGCCUCGGCAGAGGCAUCCUCAAGUACCGCCCCACGGCGAUCCACGAGCUGGUAAGGGCUACUCUCGAGCGAAAGCGCGCCAUUGUCGUGGGCGAGGGCAAGUCCGCCUGGACAAACGUCCACGUACACGAUCUCUCCGAGUUGUACCUCAAGUUGGUCGAGCACGCUGCUGCUGGAGGAGAAGAGACUGGGAGCGGGCCGGCCGUCUGGGGCGGUUCGGAAGGCUUCUAUUUUGCCGAGGGCGGAGAGCAUGUCUGGAGCGAGCUGGCACGGUCCGUCUCGGCUGAGGCAGCUGCUCAGGGGUUCCUGACUCAGGUGGAGGAACCCGAGUCCAUUGAGCCGACUGAGGCGUCCAAGAUCAUGCCGAUGGGCCAGUUCUUCUGGGGAUGCAACGCUCGAGUGGAGGGAAGGCGGGCGAGGCAAGCACUGAACUGGCAGCCACACCACCCCUCGCUCAAGGAGGAGCUCGGGUCUAUUAUUGCAACUGAAGCUAAGAAGCUCGGCCUUGUGUAGUUAGCAGAUAAUUAUCUACCCACCUCAGGCAGUCACGCGUGCUACAAGUCCUAUGAUUCAUUGGAAGUAUCUAUGGAUAUAUAUAUAUAUCUUUU